Messenger RNA from Gloeophyllum trabeum ATCC 11539, 1857 nucleotides. RefSeq lists its product as uncharacterized. The coding region runs from base 1 to 1857 and encodes 618 amino acids. Gene Ontology annotation, molecular function: nucleic acid binding. NCBI's taxonomy places the organism in Eukaryota, Fungi, Basidiomycota, Agaricomycetes, Gloeophyllales, Gloeophyllaceae. The record is from RefSeq and is a predicted model, not a curated record. The transcript is spliced from 6 exons.
AUGGUUGGGCGUGCUAAAUCGGAGAUGAAAAUGAGACAGCUGUCUCGUGAGGAGCAAGACUGGGUGAUGGACUGGGCCAUGGCAGCUUACCAUGCUGAACAGGCCAAGUCAGGUCCACGGCAAAAGAAGGGCCUCCGUGCAAUCUGUACUGAGGUUCAGCAGGCAUACCUUCUGGAAACUGGAAACGAAGUGAAGCUAAACUUCAAGACCUUGAGCAAUCUAACCAAAGGUGGUCAGAAACUGGCAGACUUCAAUGCAGAGAAGAGUUGGCUUACAGCAUCAGAAGCAGACUUGGUGAUUGAAUAUGCUCAGGAGGUUGCUGCAAGAGGCUUCCCAUUAAGCCACCGCAGGUUGAGGGAGCACGUUGAGGACAUCUGUCGGGCAAAGUUUGGUGCUGAAUGGGAAGGUCUUGGGGAGAAUUGGACUUACCAAUUCAUCGAGAAACACUCAGAGCGACUCUCCUGUUAUACCCCACGGCCCCUGGACACAUCACGUGCCCAGGCUGUCAACCCUAUCUUCAUGGCAGAAUAUUUUUGGCUCUUGAGUGAUAUCCUUGAGAUGGGUGAUGAUGGUGGUCACAUCGCUCCGGAGUGUUGCUUUCGAGUUGAUGAGAGUGGUUUCCAGUCUGGCUUGGGUGGAGCCAGCAAUAACCGGGUGAUCAGGGCUUCAGGGAAGAAGGUUCAGUAUGAACAGCAGGAUGGUAAUCAAGAGAACAUCACCAUAAUCAUCACAAUAUGCGCAGAUGGGACAUCGCUGCCCCCAGCUGUGAUCCUCAAGGGGCAGGCUUAUCAGUCAAACUGGACACAAGAGAACCCUGCCAAUGCAUUUCUUGGAUAUUCCAAAAAGGGUUGGACAAAUGGCGAGAUUGGGGCACUAUGGAUCGAGCAGUUUGAUCGCUUUACGAAGCAGAAGGACGCUGGCGGCUCCUGCUUGUCGAUGGUCACAACUCCCACUACACCCGCAGCUUCCUGGAAUACGCUCGGAACCACAAGAUCCAUGCUAUCCCUCAAAGAGUACACACUGCCUACAAGGACAGGAGUCUUCCCAUUCAACCCAGAUGUUGUCACACCCGAGAUGAUGGCCCCGAGCUUGGAGACCUCAAGACAAGGACAUAUGCCCUGCCCCUUUCAACCCUGUAAUGACCAAGAUAGUGGACCUUCAUCGCCCACAAGUCAGCAUACAAGCCUUACACCAAUCAGGGGAUCACUCACAGCAAUCCAAGGCUCAUCAGGCACCUUCCUUGUCAGCACCUCACCCAUGAAAUCAUCUUCUCAUGUCCCAUCCCUGCCGGUUGCCCCAAUCUUGCCUGAGAAGAAGCACUCAUCCUACAGGGUCCUCCUGGAAGCAGAGCCGAUGAUGGACUGUGAGCGUAUGUUGCAGAGUGCUCUCCAUGAUUCAGAGGCACGAGCUUCAGGCUACAAACAGCGUGUCAUCCAUCAGCAGGCUGCUCUUGUGCUCCACUCACAUUACCUGGAGAGAGCACAGGCGGAGCUUCACGCUAAGGAAGAGAAGCAAAAGAAGGGGAAGAAUUAUAAGCUGAUGGGGGAUGGGAGUGAGUUCUUCAACAAGGUGCUCGAGCACAAAACCCUCAUGUUGGCAGAGGCAGAUGCACGAGAGGUGCGCAGGAUCCAGCGGGAGGAACGAAAUGGUCUGAUGGCCAAGUGGCGCGUGCAAGAGAGCAAGCGGAAGGCCCGCAACAAAGAGAAGCAUUGCCAUUGGCAGGAGAAGGUGAAGGACUGGGAGGCAGAGCGGGACCUCACGAAGGCAGAAAAGCGGCAACCUAGCAAGGCGCGCAUCGCCGCGUCGAGUUUGAGUUGGGUCGGUAACUCAUAUCAUAGGGCCUACCACUUUCCCUGA